AUGCCGACGUCCUUGGAGCAAGCAGUGGCUGCCAUCGUAUGUACCUUCCAGGAGUAUGCAGGGCGUGAAGGGGACAAGUUCAAACUCUCCCAAUGUGAGCUGAAAGAGUUGCUGCUGAAGGAGCUGCCGACCUUAGCCCCGACGCGGCUCCGGGAGUGUGACUACAAUACUUUCUUGAGUGCGUUGGAUACAAACAAGGACUGUGAAGUGGAUUUCACCGAGUACGUCCGAGCCCUGGCCUGUCUCUGUCUCUACUGCCAUGAGUACUUCCGGGAUUGUCCCCCUAAACCUCCUUGUCCUUAG
This is a messenger RNA of Trichosurus vulpecula (common brushtail), 303 nucleotides long. RefSeq names its product S100 calcium binding protein A3 (gene S100A3). Gene Ontology annotation, cellular component: cytoplasm. Bases 1 to 303 code for a protein of 100 amino acids. The record is from RefSeq and is a predicted model, not a curated record. Lineage: Eukaryota; Metazoa; Chordata; Mammalia; Diprotodontia; Phalangeridae. The transcript is spliced from 2 exons. Gene Ontology annotation, molecular function: transition metal ion binding.